Paramecium sonneborni is the source of this 315-nucleotide messenger RNA. The record is from the annotation of a GenBank genome assembly. NCBI's taxonomy places the organism in Eukaryota, Ciliophora, Oligohymenophorea, Peniculida, Parameciidae.
GAUGAUAAUUGGGAUAAUGGUAAUUCUAUGUGAUUAUAAAGUUGUUGAUUAAGAUUAACUUGAAAGAUGAGAUCAUUCUAUGUAGUUUGGAAUAUAACAAUUUUGAAUAAAUAACAGACAGACUAUAAAGUUGAAUUGGCUGGCAAUAUUUCUAUGAUAUUAACUUAAAAUGCAUCAAUACUAAAAUUGUGUAUAGUAGUAUUGAUAUAUUAGGUGUAAUUAAGUUAAUCAGUUUUAACAUAUUGAGUAAAAGUAAGUUAAAUAUAUUAAAGAUCAUAUUCUUAGGAAAUAUAGUGUAAUUAAAUUGAAGGUGGU